Phytophthora nicotianae INRA-310 is the source of this 1107-nucleotide messenger RNA. RefSeq lists its product as hypothetical. The transcript is spliced from 4 exons. Lineage: Eukaryota; Oomycota; Peronosporomycetes; Peronosporales; Peronosporaceae. The coding region runs from base 1 to 1107 and encodes 368 amino acids. Gene Ontology annotation, molecular function: nucleic acid binding. The record is from RefSeq and is a predicted model, not a curated record.
AUGACCAAGCCAAACCUUAGUGACAUAGAGCGGAAAGCAGCCAUCGAUGAGCUUCUAUGGAUCAGUAUCAACGGUACACUGCCUCGGGGAACAUACGCAAAGGUUGCAACUGGUAUGGGGUGCGACCCGACCACUAUUAGCGCUAUCUGGAAUCGGUACGCUGCCACAGGUGACACAGGCGUCCGAGGAGGUGAAUGGAUAAGCAGGAUUAAGAAGAACAGCGGAAGAAAGCGAAAAAAUCGAGACGAAGUGCGCGAGAAGCUGGCUUCUGUCCCUAUCGAAGACAGGUCUGUUGAAAGGCGGGCUGCGGCCAGUGCCGGACUCUCCCGCUACAUGGUGCGGCAGGCAGUGAAGGAAGUCGUCCUUGCACGGCGGAUGCCGUUCGUCAAGCCAGCAUUGACGCCAAACAGCAAGCUAAGGCGCGUCGAGCAUGCCCUCUCUUUUGUAGAUGAUAGGACGCUGCAGUUCGAACCCAUGUAUAACAUGAGCAAGCGGUUCAUCCCUAAAACCAUGUUUUUGGCUGCAUUAGCGCGUCCACGGUACGACCCUCACCGGAAACAGGAAUGGGAUGGCAAGGGACUACUUGCUCGAGAAAGCGAUUCCUGUAAUCAAAGCAAAAUGGCGCAGGAAGGAAGCCAUCAAAUUAUCUUCGUACAACAAGAUAAUGCCAAGCCGCAUGUGCCACCAUCGGACCCAGCCAUCCUCACCGCUGGAAUAGAAGGUGGAUGGAACAUCAGACUGUUAUGUCAAGCGCCGAAUUCGCCAGAAUUCAAUGCGCUGGACCUGGGCGUCUUCAACUCGAUGCAGUGCAUUCAGCACCACAUCCCCAGGAAGGACACCAAGGCCCUCAUUGACUCGGUCGAAUCGGCGUUUCAGCAGCUGAAACCCCACACGGUGAAUGACAUCUUCCUCACGCUGCAGGCGUGCAUGCUUUGUAUCCUGCAAAACGAGGAGGGGUUGUAUAAACUCCCACAUUUAGGGAAAGCCAAACUCCGGACGAAAAAACGUAUUCCUGUCAGUCUAAACUGUAGUAGAGAGCUGUACGAAGCUGCAAUAGCAUUAUUGGCCUCGGCAAACCGGUGCAGUGCUUUACUGUAUGGCGCUUAA